UUACUCUUCCUUUCCCCUCUCUCCUUGUCGUCAAUAAACUGAUCAGAGAAAGAAGAAAAAAAAAUGGCAAAGACAAAACAGUGAGAAAGAAGAGAAAAAGUGAAGAAAAAAAUCAGAGGAAAAAUCAGGGAAAAAUAGACAAGACCUUGGAAGACUUUCUUUCAUCCUCUAUCUCAGUUCCUUGCUGUAUAGAAUAUCAGAAGUUCAGUAGCAGGUUCAGUGUAAGGGGGAGGAUCAAGUGAGUUCUUCUGUGCAUCAGUUGUUGUGGUUCCUUUCAGCUUGUUCGAGAUCAGUUCCAAGCUUUCUUAAAUUUCGGUUUCAAGACUUAUUUUAAGGUAACCAUUAGGCGGGAGACACUUUUCUCUUUUUUGGACUAGAAGGAACGGCGUAAUCAGCGAUGCCACCGAGACAGGCCAGACGUGGUGGAGCUUAUCUACCGGUACCUAUUUCCUCAUCUCCAGACUCUUCACCGCCAUCUACUCCGGCACCACUUCCGACCCCUAGCUUUGAGGUUACACCUUCGGGCUCUAGCUUUGAGUCUGAUCCAUCUGAGGAUUCACAUGAGUAUAUUCCACUUCAAAUGCCGAUGCCUGGGUCACCAGAUCCGUAUUACACAGAUAUAGAGGUCGAUGUUGUUCAUGAUCAUCCUGCCGAUCAUCCUGCCGCUCAUGCUGCUGCCGCAGAAGAUGUUCCACACGUCCAUGCUGAAGCACCACCAGCAGCACAACCUGCGCCAGCGCCAGCGCCAACUGAUCCAGAGAUAGUGGCACUUCUAGAAUUGAUGGCGGAGAUGGUAAACUUACAACAUCAAGCUCUUAAUGCACAGCGUGCGCAGCCAGCUCCGGUACCUACCACGUCACAUCCAGGCUUCUUGAAGAUUGUUAUGCUCAUGAAGAACUUUGGUACUAGACACUACCGAGGAGAGACUGAUCCGUUCGAGGCUGAUGCAUGGUUACAUAACCUUGAAGGAAACUUUCGGGCGACUCGCUGUCAGGAUGAGUUCAAGAAAGAUGUGGCUGUGUACUACUUGGAGAAGGAUGCAUUGAGCUGGUGGUUGUGAGUAGACUGCUACCUUGGUAAUGUGACAACUACUUGGUCAGACUUUCGUCAAGCAUUUCAGCGGAAGUAUUUUCCACCAGAGGCUAGAGAUCGUCUUGAGGCUCAGUUCAUGGCGUUGGUACAUGGAGAUAAUUCUGUUAGAAGGUACGAAUCAGAGUUCACCCGUCUAAAGCGUUACGUUCACUACGGUCAGGAAGACGAGCCUAUGAUUAUCAGGAAGUUCCUUCGAGGACUUAGUCCAUACAUUAGGAGCCGUCUUGAAGCUGUUGAGUUUGGUAGACUUUCUGACUUGGUGGAGCGAGCAGUGAAUGUAGAAGAAGCUAUCAUCGCGGAACGGGCAUCGUCGAGUCAUUCCGCAGAAAUACGACGCCAGGCUACUCAGAGUCAGCGACCGUCUCCGUCCAUGAUGCAUCGAGGUCAUAGAGGCAGAGUAGUUCGUGGAGGACGUUCAGGAGGACAUCGUCAGAGAACUCAAACUUGCUUUGGUUGUGGCCAGAGGGGCCAUAUAGCUAGAGAAUGUCCGAAUGGAGGACAAUACAGGCCGGCGGUACCACCCAGUGUUACUUGCUUCACGUGUGGAGAGCGAGGACAUUACGCAACAUAUUGUCCUCGUACCCAUCCUACAUCUUCAGAUGCACCACGAGCUCCACAGGCUGGAUCAUCUCGUUCCCCUUUACCCUUUCCCAUACCACCAGCGAAGCGUCAGGCCAUUUCUGGUAGGGCCUAUGCCUUAGAGUAACCUGGACCACCGGGACCACCGAAGGGUCCUAUCACAGGUAACCAUUAGGCGGGAGACACUUUUCUCUUUUGGACUAGAAGUACCGGCGUAAUCAGCGGUAGUUUUUGUUGUCCUUGCAAAGAACCUUUUGAUGUAUACUUAAUGUAAAAUGUUGUUGGGCGAUAGGCCGCAGGA
Brassica oleracea var. oleracea is the source of this 1972-nucleotide messenger RNA. Its product is annotated as protein transport protein sec31-like. Lineage: Eukaryota; Viridiplantae; Streptophyta; Magnoliopsida; Brassicales; Brassicaceae. The transcript has 5 exons. Bases 398 to 1060 code for a protein of 220 amino acids. The record is from RefSeq and is a predicted model, not a curated record.